Molecule: messenger RNA, 1245 nt
Organism: Dunckerocampus dactyliophorus (ringed pipefish)
Lineage: Eukaryota; Metazoa; Chordata; Actinopteri; Syngnathiformes; Syngnathidae
Gene: tpm2
Product: tropomyosin 2 (beta)
Exons: 9
Coding region: 123-977 (284 amino acids)
Biological process (GO): actin filament organization; muscle contraction
Cellular component (GO): actin filament
Molecular function (GO): actin filament binding
Source: RefSeq, a predicted model, not a curated record
GUCUAAAAACAGACGACAACCCCAGUGAAGAAAGUGCCGAGGCUCACUCAGUCGCUUUGUGUCCCAUCCGCCCGUCUUGGUCUUUCUCUGCUUGAAGAAGCCACGAGACAAGCGCAGGAAAAAUGGAGGCCAUCAAGAAGAAGAUGCAGAUGCUGAAGCUGGACAAGGAGAAUGCCAUCGACCGAGCAGAGCAAGCCGAGGGGGACAAGAAAGGAGCAGAGGACAAAUGCAAACAGCUGGAAGAGGAGCUCCUGGGUCUGCAGAAAAAGCUGAAAGGAGUGGAGGACGAGCUGGACAAGUACUCGGAGUCGUUGAAGGAUGCUCAGGAGAAGCUGGAGCAGGCCGAGAAGAAGGCAGCAGACGCUGAGGCUGAGGUGGCAUCUCUCAACAGGCGCAUCCAGCUGGUGGAGGAGGAGUUGGACCGAGCUCAGGAGAGACUGGCAACUGCGCUCCAGAAGCUCGAGGAGGCUGAGAAAGCAGCCGAUGAGAGUGAGAGAGGGAUGAAGGUGAUCGAGAACAGGGCAGGCAAGGAUGGGGAGAAAAUGGAGAUCCAAGAGAUGCAGCUGAAAGAGGCCAAACAUAUUGCUGAAGAAGCUGAUCGCAAAUAUGAAGAGGUGGCACGUAAACUGGUCAUCCUUGAGGGCGAUCUGGAGCGUUCGGAGGAGCGUGCAGAGGUGGCCGAAGCGCGAGUGAGGGAGCUGGAAGAGGAACUGGGCUUAAUGGACCAGAAUAUGAAAUCUAUGAUGUGCGGAGAGGAAGAGUAUUCACAAAAGGAGGACAAAUAUGAAGAAGAAAUUAAACUUCUUACAGACAAACUUAAAGAGGCGGAGACCCGAGCAGAGUUUGCAGAGCGGUCUGUGGCCAAGCUGGAGAAGACCAUUGAUGAUCUGGAAGAUGAAGUGUAUGCUCAGAAACUAAAGGGCAAGGCUCUGAGUGAGGAGCUGGACCUGGCUCUCAAUGACAUGACCACACUGUAGAAGCUUUCUUCUCUGCUUGCCUGCUGCUGUUCUACUGUGGAAUUAUCAGCCACAAACUUCUCAUCAGAUCACAUCCUGCCUACCUUCAGUGCACUGCUGGCUCAGGCCCAACAGUGUGGCGUUCUGUCCAACGUAGAUUUGCUUUCAUUGCAGUGUGUUUUGCUGAGCUAGCAAUUCUUUCCUUCAUUUCCACAGUUGAAAUGUUUACUUGCCACACUGCAUUGUAAUAAAUCUAUUUCAACACUCUCCAUUUCUCUGUUUUCCUCCA